Xenopus laevis (African clawed frog) is the source of this 1111-nucleotide messenger RNA. RefSeq names its product homeobox protein HMX2 (gene soho1.L). The record is from RefSeq and is a predicted model, not a curated record. The coding region runs from base 103 to 870 and encodes 255 amino acids. Lineage: Eukaryota; Metazoa; Chordata; Amphibia; Anura; Pipidae. The transcript has 2 exons.
UGUAACUGACAGUUAGUGGUUGUUCCGCGCAGCGUGUGCCACUGAGAGCCGAUUGCCCGAUGCCAACUCCCUUCCCCGAUACCCUCCGUAUGAGCUGGGACCAUGAGUAAAAGCCAGAAUGGGUGCAAGCCGGUCUCCAUCAACUUCACUAUAGACAGCAUUCUGAAUCUGAACUCCAGCAGGACAGACAGAGUCCAACCCAAUGAAGCCUUCUCCCAGCGGAACCCGGCGGGCCAACUCCUCGUACAGCACCGCGGAGAGGAAGAUGCGGAUGAUCCGCGGGCAGAGAGGAGAGUGCGGUUCCUCGGAGAGCACGGGAACAGGCAUUGUCUUGUGACCUCUACGCAAGGUCUUGCCUACUGCAUGGAUCAGCUGCCAAAGCACAGAGACUUGCCCUGUAGAGCAGAAAGCCCUGACAGUUUGCUUGAUGAACCCUCUCCCACCCCAGAGAAACCCAACAAAAAGAACAAGCUUCUAGCCAAGAAGAAGACUCGCACAAUCUUCUCCAAAAGUCAGAUCUUCCAGCUGGAGUCCACCUUUGACAUGAAACGUUAUCUCAGCAGUGCAGAAAGGGCCUGCCUUGCCAACUCCCUGCAAUUAACUGAAACUCAGGUGAAAAUCUGGUUCCAGAACCGAAGGAAUAAACUUAAGAGGCAGAUGUCUGCAGAAUUAGAUGGCCCUGUACCUUUGGAACAGACUGAAGAGGCCAAUCAUGGGGUGGCUCUGCCAGUCAUUUAUAAGGACAACUCUUUCUUGACCAGAUGUGUAUUGCCAAUGACUUUUCCAAUGAUGUACCCUGGAAGCACAUUUCCAUACCUGUGUUUUCCAUCACCAAACAAAUACUACAGUCUCACACAAGGAGAUGGAUAAAGGUGGGGAAAUACAGCCCAUCUUUGACAGUCACCUGAAUCCCUGUUUUCUUGGGAUGUUUGCUGCAAUAUGCUUUUCUGCCUAUCUUACUUGCUUCCUGUAUUCAGUAACACAGAGUUAUCUUUAGGGGAUCAAGGCAAGUUUAACACCCAUAAUUCUCACAGAUAGUAUAGUAGGGAGAGAUGGUGCCUAUAGUAACAGUGGAUAAUAGUCUCUGGGAAGGGAUUGUGACUGUGGGAUA